Messenger RNA from Pocillopora meandrina, 1164 nucleotides. NCBI's taxonomy places the organism in Eukaryota, Metazoa, Cnidaria, Anthozoa, Scleractinia, Pocilloporidae. The record is from the annotation of a GenBank genome assembly.
UGUACCGGUGACAUCACGUGUGGCAAUGGCUGCUGCAGAAACAAUCCCUGUCUUAAUGGAGGAACUGCACUGAAAUCUGUGAGCCCACGAGUGUUAGGUACAACUGUUCCUGUCCAGAGUCGUUUGUUGGGAAACAUUGCAAGACUCGACUGGGAAGUUGUCAGGAUUACAAAGCAGCUGGGUAUCACUCAUCUGGAUUGUACACAGUCAUUGAUGGUAGCAAUCAAGUUUUCCGAGUGUUCUGCGAUUUUGAUUCAGAAGUUGAGUUCGCUUGGAACCUGAUGGAAUCUUUCGCUUUGUCCAAAAAACAUCUUUUCAAGGUAAUUUUUAUCCUUAGAUUUUACCGUUAGUAGGGCCACUUUCCUUUUUUUCAAGAGAGUGUGUAAAUCAAGUGCCCCCAAAGAAGAAAGGUAUUCAUUUUCAUAUUGCUUCCUUAAGGAGGGGAUUACACCUCUUUUUGUGGAAACUUUAACAAUCAAAUAUGACUUUGACCAAUAUGUCAACAGAAAAAUAUAGUGUUUUACGAUGAAUUUAUGGGUCAAGGUGCGUUCAGCGGUGAUACCCCAAAUUGAAAUUGGCGGGCGUACCUAAUUACACGACCCAGCAUAAGCUUUGUUCCCAGCUGCAGUUAUCUCAAGUUGAUGGAUACAACAACGAUCUUAACCAGCUGAAGCUGACUCUCUCUGUUUAUAGGAAGACCUCGUGUUUUACGAUGACUACCGAGUUAUCAAUGGCGAUACCCGGAACUGGCAGGCUUACCUCAUCAAACGACCCUACCUCCUUUGGCUUACUGAUCACUCGACUCAUUGGAGAGCUACUUGCCGAUACAACACAGAUAACCUCGUAUAUACAGAUUACCUGAAAGCCUCGCUUGAAGACUUUGACAUCAUCAGAGACGAACCCAGGGUGAGACAGAGCUGUCGACGGUGCGAAUAUGUCAACAUCCGGGGAAAUGAGUGUGUGAAUUGCACAGCGAGAACCUGGUAUGAAAAAGGGCAUUUCCCUCUGCUUAUCGACAGUUCCAUACAAGGAGACUGUGAUUUCAAUGGGAACAUGCCAAACGCAGCCGUACCAAACGAGGACAACUUUGGUUUGUAUAACGCGGUCAAUCCCAAAUUUCGAUGUACCCAAACCAAGAUGCAACGACUCAGUUCUGGAUUGGAG